AUGAUUUCUGAUUAUAAGCUCACUGAUAACUCAGUAGUUGAGGAAGCACUUAAUGGGUACCCAGCUUCGGAAUGGCUUGCAAAUUCAUCCAACUUUGCCCAGUAUAGAGAUGAGUACAUAAGUUACUGCCACUAUGAGGACUUACGUGAAACAGAAGGACAAUACAGAACUCCCGAAGAGGCUAAUAUAAGGGUAGGAAACAUCUCUCCUCAGUCAUGGUCAGUGCGAAUACCAUGUUGGGCGGCCGAAAAUGGAAGUAAACUUGUGCGGAUACCCCGUGGACAAGAUGUCCCUGAUCUACCAUUACCUGAUGGUGUAACGCAUGUAACGCUUGUGGUGAUUAAUAAGAUAUUGAAGAACAUCACGGGGACAACCAUUGCAAGUUCGGGUAUUGGUCAAGACGUCUUAGCUGAUGAUGCAGAACAUUUUGAAAAGGAAAGACCAAAAUUGUGGUACCAGAAAAGCAUGAAGAAGAUGAGGAAGAGGAAGAAGAAUAGUAAGAGGAAGAUGAAGAAGAAGAGGAAGAAGAAGAGGAGAAUGAAGACAAAGCUUGGAUAG
Prunus armeniaca (apricot) is the source of this 558-nucleotide messenger RNA. Lineage: Eukaryota; Viridiplantae; Streptophyta; Magnoliopsida; Rosales; Rosaceae. The record is from the annotation of a GenBank genome assembly.